UCCAAAAGCAGAUUUGCUUACUUAAGACUUAUCUACUUCAGAAACAUAAGUAGCUAAAAUAUCCACUUCAACACCAACAAAAGACCAAGCAACAAUGGCAAGCAAUGGAGAAAAUGGGAGACAUCAAGAAGUUGGACACAAGAGUCUCCUGCAAAGCGAUGCCCUUUAUCAGUACAUUCUUGAAACGAGUGUAUAUCCAAGAGAGCCAAAACCCAUGAAAGAGCUCAGAGAGAUUACUGCAAAUCACCCUUGGAACAUUAUGACCACCUCUGCUGAUGAAGGACAAUUCUUGAGCAUGCUUCUCAAACUCAUAAAUGCCAAAAAUACAAUGGAGAUUGGUGUUUUUACUGGUUACUCUCUUCUUGCUACUGCCAUGGCUCUUCCCGAUGAUGGCAAGAUUCUUGCCAUGGAUAUCAACCGGGAAAACUACGAAAUUGGUCUUCCAGUAAUUGAAAAGGCUGGACUAGCUCACAAAAUUGAGUUCAGAGAAGGCCCUGCACUUCCCGUUCUGGACCAAAUGAUUGAAGACGGCAAAUACCAUGGAUCAUACGACUUCAUAUUUGUGGAUGCUGACAAGGACAAUUACUUGAACUAUCACAAGAGAUUAAUUGACUUGGUCAAGGUUGGUGGACUAAUUGGCUACGACAACACCCUAUGGAAUGGAUCAGUAGUGGCACCACCUGAUGCACCCCUCAGGAAAUACGUUAGAUAUUAUAGGGAUUUUGUAUUGGAACUCAACAAGGCUUUGGCUGCUGAUACAAGAAUCGAAAUCUGCCAGCUUCCAGUUGGUGAUGGCAUCACCUUAUGUCGCCGCAUCAGUUAAAAUAUAAAGUGCUAUUGAUCGCAACCAAGAACGAAAGGCAUAACAUUGGCCUAGCUCAUAGCAAUGGAGGAUUUAUAUUUUUUAAAUUCCCUGUUUCGAUUCAUUCGUUAUUUCACCUUUCACAUUUAGUUCUGUAUUUUCUGGUCAAGGGUCGUUGUCUAGGUACCUACUGUUUAUUUCACAAAAUGUAUUUUUAUGAAAUAAAUAAAAAAAAAAAGUCCAAUUACAAAGAACAAA
Lycium ferocissimum is the source of this 1060-nucleotide messenger RNA. Its product is annotated as caffeoyl-CoA O-methyltransferase 3-like. The transcript has 5 exons. The record is from RefSeq and is a predicted model, not a curated record. Bases 95 to 823 code for a protein of 242 amino acids. NCBI's taxonomy places the organism in Eukaryota, Viridiplantae, Streptophyta, Magnoliopsida, Solanales, Solanaceae. Gene Ontology annotation, molecular function: S-adenosylmethionine-dependent methyltransferase activity; O-methyltransferase activity.